Dendroctonus ponderosae (mountain pine beetle) is the source of this 714-nucleotide messenger RNA. Its product is annotated as myrosinase 1-like. Lineage: Eukaryota; Metazoa; Arthropoda; Insecta; Coleoptera; Curculionidae. Gene Ontology annotation, molecular function: beta-glucosidase activity. Gene Ontology annotation, biological process: carbohydrate metabolic process. The record is from RefSeq and is a predicted model, not a curated record.
CUUGGCUGGUACGCAAAUCCGGUUUACGUAGGCGAUUGGCCGCAGGUGAUGAUUGAAAGAAUUGGCAGGAGAAGCGAACAAGAAGGAUAUUCCAAAUCCAGAUUGCCUGCCUGGUCUGCUGAAGAAGUGGAAUUUGUGCGAGGAACUCAUGAUUACUUUGGACUUAACAUCUACACUGCUUUAGCUGUCCAGGGAAUUGAUGAGCCAGGAUUCGGUGGUUCCGCCAGCUAUUAUAACGACAAAGGAACUUCAACCAGUUCCCGAGCGGACUGGACCAAGUCAGUGGCAUCUUGGUUGGUUUCAUACCCAUAUGGUAUGAGAGGACUGUUGAACUAUGUUUGGAACCACUACACUCCUGGGGAAAUUUAUGUGACAGAAAACGGUUGGGCUAGUGAAGCUGAUAUUUCUGAUCAGCUCAGAGUCGACUACUUGCAAGGGUAUUUGAGCAACAUGCUGGACGCUAUUUUAGAGGACGGAGUCCAGGUUAGCGGUUACACCACCUGGAGUUUGAUGGACAACUUCGAAUGGGCUCGAGGUUACACGCAAAGGUUUGGAAUAAUCCAAGUGGACUUUGAAAGUGAAGAGCGUACCAGAACAUUCAGGGAUUCCGCUACAUGGUAUCAACGCACCGCAAGGACGUAUUGUUUGGUUGAAGAAUGCAUCGAAUAAGAAACUGAUUGUAUUAUUUGCAUAAAUAAAUUAUUAUUUCUGUUA